Messenger RNA from Hibiscus syriacus, 2290 nucleotides. RefSeq names its product probable protein phosphatase 2C 33. Lineage: Eukaryota; Viridiplantae; Streptophyta; Magnoliopsida; Malvales; Malvaceae. Gene Ontology annotation, molecular function: protein serine/threonine phosphatase activity. The record is from RefSeq and is a predicted model, not a curated record. The coding region runs from base 741 to 2186 and encodes 481 amino acids. The transcript has 5 exons. Gene Ontology annotation, biological process: protein dephosphorylation.
UUUUAUUAGCUUCGCCAUUGAUCCUCCGAAGAAAGUUUGCACUAAUGGGUAGUUUAUGGUGUGAAUUAUAGGAUCUCUCUCAAUUCCUUCAUUUAUUAUUUUGAAAAAUUUAUUAGAAAGGUUGUUGCUUUGUCAAGUUAUUGAUUUUAGAAUUGAAGUUUUAAUUCGGUUUUUUUAUUAUUUGCUUUCUGAUUUGGAUAAAAGCCAAAUUUGAGAUUCCUUUUUUUCAUUCGUUUUCUAUCGAUCACGAAAUUCUUUUCCUUCCUUUGCAAAUUAGAAAGCUUUAGACGCCAAACCUUGUUUAGUUUCUGUCUUUUGGCUGAUUCUGAGAUUUUUUGUUUUUACUGGAACCACUUUGUGAGAUUGAAAUUUUGGAUUGGUGUGAUGAUUAGAUUGAAACUGGUAAAGGUUAUCUGGCAAUUUUGACAUUAGAUCAUCAUUGUAGAGAUUUGAAGUGAAAAACUCAAAAGGGUUGCUUUAAGAUUAGAAUUCUAGGAGAUUGAAGAGCAAAUCAAGGUAACUUCAAUCUGUGAAUUGGACUUAUAGCUCUGAAUUGGGAAGCAAAGUUUUGGAAUAUAAAAUUGAAAGGAUUAUUUGGUAGAUCAAUCAAAAUAUUAGCCAGAAAAGGGUUUGUUUAAGGAUCCAACUCAACAAUAACGACGGAUCCAUCAAAAGACACAAGGGGUUGUUAUUGUUUUACUGGUCUGGAGUGCAUAGUAAGCAUUAUCAGGGCCCUCAGAAUGGGGUCCUGCUUAUCUGCUGAAAGCAGGAGCCCUCUCCCUGGUUCGCCUUUGUCCCCUCAUUUGGCGAAUAUGAAGAGGAGGAACUCGAGGAAGAGGCUCGGUUCUCGGAGUUCUUCAUUUGACUACCGGAAGGACGAACCAUUGCAUAGGAUUCCGGGGAGGUUGUUCUUGAAUGGAUCCAGUGAUGUUGCUUCACUCUAUACUCAACAGGGAAAGAAAGGAACCAACCAGGAUGCCAUGAUUGUUUGGGAGAACAGAUACGGUAUUUGUGGUGUUUUUGAUGGCCAUGGUCCGUACGGUCAUUUGGUUGCAAAGAGAGUGAGAGACCGUCUUCCCUUAAAACUGAGUGCUCACUGGGAUGUUAAUAUAUCCAACGCGGAUGCUUUCGGUUCGAAUGCUGCAGGAAGCACGAAAUCUGAAGAUAUGGAUCUUUUGUCAGUUGAUGAAGAAUCUAUGGCUUCUGAAGAUAUUAAAGGAACAGAAAAGUACCCAGAUAUCUUUGAGACGCUUAGAGAGUGUUUUCUCAAGGCUUACAAAGUGAUGGACCGCGAACUUAGGAUGCAUCCGAGUAUUGAUUGCUUCUGCAGUGGGACAACAGCUGUAACUUUGGUCAAGCAGGGUUCGUACCUUGUCAUUGGAAAUAUUGGGGACUCGAGAGCUGUGCUGGGUACAAGGAACAAAGAUGAUUCACUUACAGCAGUUCAGUUAACUGUUGAUCUUAAACCGAAUCUUCCAGCGGAAGCAGAGAGAAUCCGAAGGUGUAAAGGUCGUGUAUUCGCUCUUGCGGAUGAACCUGAGGUGACCCGAGUUUGGCUACCGAACAACGAUUCACCUGGCCUUGCUAUGGCACGGGCUUUUGGAGAUUUCUUCCUGAAGGAUUUUGGCCUGAUCUCUGUGCCUGAAGUAUCUUAUCGGCACCUGUCGGAGAAAGAUGAAUUCGUUGUCUUGGCCACAGACGGGAUAUGGGAUGUUCUUUCAAAUAAAGAAGUGGUGGACAUUAUUGCAUCAGCCCCAGGUCGUUCAUCUGCGGCUCGAGCAUUGGUUGAGGUAGCAGUCCGAGCUUGGAGAUAUAAAUACCCAACUUCAAAAGUUGAUGAUUGUGCUGUUGUUUGCCUCUUCCUUGAUUCAAAUUUGAACAAUUUGUCGGUUGCAUCUAAUGCCAAGACCAAAGUGCAGCCAACUUUGGAGAACCAAGUUGAGAACGACAUUGAUGAUGACGAGGAGGAGAAAGAAAAUCCCGAUGUAUUGACCCCUCUCAUUCAUUCCGGGACGGUUGAAGAAACACUUGUUGAUGACAAUGAAGAUAGCUCAAAGCACGAGGAAAUGAAUUCGGAUGGAGGAAUGGAUUGGUCUGCCCUGGAAGGAGUGUCUCGUGUCAAUACGCUUUUGAAUCUCCCGAGGUUUGUUCCGGAAAAGGAGGACAAGGAGGGUUUUCUCAAGUAAGUAAGGUCUGCUUGCCUUCCACCCCCAUUUUGUAAGUUUGAAUGCAUGUUGCAUUGGUAGAAUUGGAAAUUUUGUAAAUCCAGCUCUAUCUUUAUUUUUAAUUC